CUAAGAUGGCGGCGCCCUGAUUCAUGUGGUAUGGAUUUUGGAAUGUGGUUCUUUUGAGGUGUAGAUUAUUCACACAGUUGUGGUACAUGUUAGCUGAAGCUUUGUAGUGCACAAGAAUACAGAACUGUGAGCAAUAUGUUCAGUUUUAGACACACCGCUCGAGCAUUUGUGAAAAGGACGGUACACAUUCGUAGCUCGAAGCUGAACACAACUGCUACAGGCGCAGUGGAUGCACCUCGAAAAGACGUUCAGAGCGAAGAAGAGAUAUCUCAGAAGAGAAAUGUCUCGCGGCUUCCCCUCCGAGCUUACACAAGAGGUAUAAAGAAGGAAUAUCCUGAACCGAAGUACGAGUACGAUUUCACGAUAAAGGCUAUGCAAAGAUCGUACGCGAAAUUUGGGGAAAGUUCCGGCAUUAAUCCCGGCAUUAUGUGGCCUUCAAAAGAGGAGCUUCAAGAAAAGAUCUACUACGAGAAGAAAUUUCAGCCGACGAUUCAAGAACUUUUGGCGAACGAAAAAGAGAAGCAAAGACUGGCAGCUGAAGAAAUACGACAACGUGAAGAAGAAGUGGAGCGCAACAUGGCCAAGUUGGAUGCAUGGCGCGAAGCAAUGUUGGAGAGGGAAGAGCAGAAGCGGGUGAAGGCUGAACAAGAACGGAUCAAGAAGGAACAGUUAGUUCAGGAAGUGAGAGAAUAUAUCGGAUAUAACGUAGACCUAGGUGAUCCAAAGUUCAAGGAAGUAAUGGAGAUGAAAGAAGAAGAGAGGAAAAAAGCUGAAAAGGAAGCGAGGAAGAAAUUAAAGCAAGAAAGGGUGUUGGCAAGAUUGAUGGCUGUGAGUGAAGAACCAGCUGUGGAAAGCAAGCCAGUAGCAGACAAAGCGGAAUCAAAAGAGUGACACUGUACAGUUGAUUAGUUUGUGGAAUAAAUGUAUUCGUAGAUGCUUCA
Ornithodoros turicata is the source of this 941-nucleotide messenger RNA. Its product is annotated as large ribosomal subunit protein mL64-like. Gene Ontology annotation, cellular component: nucleus; mitochondrion. The transcript has a single exon. Lineage: Eukaryota; Metazoa; Arthropoda; Arachnida; Ixodida; Argasidae. The record is from RefSeq and is a predicted model, not a curated record. The coding region runs from base 136 to 891 and encodes 251 amino acids.